GGAUCAAGACAUGAUGAGGUUGAAUCGCUUGAUUCUGAACUCGGCCUCGACUCGGUCCUCGACUCUUCUGAGUCGUCAACUCGGCAGCCAUGAACCACCCAGUGUCCCUCUUCUUCCUUCUCACCAUCUCGCCCACAGAACCUCCACUCGCUUCCUCGACAUUUACCAGUUGGGGAAUAAGGAAGCGUUUGAGAAGGAGCGGGCUCGGCUUGCAGAUGAGAUGAAUAGGGGUUACUUCGCUGACAUGUCUGAAUUCAAGCAACAUGGUGGUAAGAUUGCCAUGGCAAAUAAAAUUAUAAUUCCAGCUAUGGCAGCUGUGAAGUUUCCUGCAUUAGAAGUGAACUACUCGGAUGGUAGAAGUCUUAAGCUGCCCAUUAGUUCCCAUGGAAAUGAGGCUGGCACCAGCAAAUUGGACAUUCCUAAGGCAUCUUUAUUGUGUCUUUCAUUUCGAGCUAGUUCUCAGGCUAUGAUUGAUUCUUGGAGCAAACCCUUUUUUGAUGCCUUCAGUGACUCAAAAAAUGUUCAGCUGUAUGAGGUUUCAUUUGUGGAUUCAUGGUUCCUAUCAUUGAAUCCAAUUAAGCGGCUACUUCUCCGGAUAAUGAAGAAAUCUAAGCCUGAUGGAAAGAGCGUGCUCCAAAGGCAGAUUGUUUAUUCAUUUGGAGACCAUUACUACUUCAGAAAAGAGCUUAAAAUAUUGAACCUUCUGACUGGGUAUAUGUUCCUGGUUGACAAGUUUGGUAGAAUAAGAUGGCAAGGUUUUGGGUUGGCAGCAGAAGAGGAGUUAGCAUCACUUCUGUCUUGCACAACACUUUUAUUGGAAGAGAAAUGAGAUGGCCUGUCGAAAUUGCCUUGGAUUUUUACAAAAUCAUAAAUGCCACAUUCAAGACAAAAUUUUGCAGAGCAGCUUUUGUAAUAAUGGCAUUCUUAGAUUUAUUUCUUGUUAUCUUUAACCAGACUAUUUUGGGUUGUUGGUGCCCUUGAUUUUGGCACUAUUAUUGUAUUCCUUGUAUACUUAAUUGACGACCAUUUUGCAAAC
Molecule: messenger RNA, 1036 nt
Organism: Vitis riparia (riverbank grape)
Lineage: Eukaryota; Viridiplantae; Streptophyta; Magnoliopsida; Vitales; Vitaceae
Exons: 7
Coding region: 11-829 (272 amino acids)
Biological process (GO): mitochondrial proton-transporting ATP synthase complex assembly
Cellular component (GO): mitochondrial inner membrane
Source: RefSeq, a predicted model, not a curated record